Molecule: messenger RNA, 4110 nt
Organism: Anguilla anguilla (European eel)
Lineage: Eukaryota; Metazoa; Chordata; Actinopteri; Anguilliformes; Anguillidae
Product: cadherin-like protein 26
Exons: 16
Coding region: 112-2613 (833 amino acids)
Biological process (GO): adherens junction organization; cell morphogenesis; homophilic cell-cell adhesion
Cellular component (GO): catenin complex; plasma membrane; adherens junction
Molecular function (GO): cadherin binding; calcium ion binding
Source: RefSeq, a predicted model, not a curated record
UCCAAUCUUAAAAAUGCAAAGACAAGUAAAGGAUCAGAUCUAAGGCUGUAGCAACUGCUUGGAUUAAACAGGAUACAAAAUCCGUACCACCCUGGAUACAACCACUUCACUAUGCUUAGCUGCAACAUGAAGUCUGCCAUUAUAGUCCUUGUUGUGACACUGCACCUGUGCAUGGUCACCUCAUCCUCUUCAGAGAGCCGAGCACGUCACAAAAGAGCCUGGAUCAUUGACUCAUUCACCAUUGAAGAAGAAAACCCUGGGCCUUUCCCAUAUCGGCUAGGAAAAGUCCAUGUCGAUCGAGAUUACCGGGUGAAGUUCAUACUCCUCGGAGAUGGUGUUGAUGUAGAGCCCGUUGGGAUACUUCAAAUAGAUGAAAAUACUGGAUUUAUCUCUGUUUUGGGAAAAGUUGAUUUUGAAAAACAUAGAGUCUUGAAGCUGAAAUUCGAAGCCAGAAAUGCGUCUAAUGAGGAACUAGACACAAGGCUGGGAGUGGAGAUCUCCAUACUGGACAUAAAUGACCAAGUACCUACAUUUCAGAAACAAGUGUAUGAAGUUACGAUUGAUGAAUCACAACAACAGGGGACAGGUGUACUUACAGUGAUGGCCACAGAUUUCGACAGACCAGGCACCUUAAAUGCAACAGUUGAAUACAAAAUCUUGACCCCCAUCACAUCUAAUGCUGAAUUCUUUAUUGAAGAGACUGGCAGAAUCUCUUUCAAGGGAUGUCUGGACUAUGAGAAAGCCAAUAAAUACACCAUUGUGGUUGAGGCAAAGGAUUAUGGAGAGAAGGUUCAACUCUCAAGCUCAAGCACUGUCAUCGUUAAUGUUCUGGACAAAAACAACUACUUGCCUGUCUUCAAUGGUGUCACAGGGUUGGGUCGAGUGAAGGAGAGGGAGUCCGGGAUGUCUCCCCUCAGAAUACACGUGACAGAUAAAGACACAAAGGGUACUGCCGCGUGGAGAGUAAGAUACACAAUAAAGGGAGACAGGCAAGGGAACUUUGAGAUCCAAACUGACCCAGAAACCAAUGAUGGAAUCCUGACAGUCGUAAAGCCUCUGGACUAUGAGUUGGCCUCAGUGAAACAGCUGUCCAUCAUUGCGGAGAAUGAGGACCCAUACUUCUCCUGUGAGCUGAAGAAGAAGACUUCCGGCGCCCUCUGGAAGGUGAUUAAUAUCGAUGCCGAUCCUGGAAAAGGAAAGGUGCCGGUUUUCGUGUCUUCGAACGUCACCAUUCUUGUGGAGGAUAUCAACGACCCCCCAGAAUUUACAUUCACCACGCGUGAGGUCGUGGUAGAUGAAGAUGCAUCGAUUGGACACUACCUGGAGACAUUCACCGCCAGCGACCCCGAUGGAAAAUCGCCCAAUGACUUUGAGUAUAUAAAAGGUGAUGACCCUGGUAACUGGGUGAGUGUGGAUCCCAAAACAGGUGCAAUUACAACAGUUAAUGCACUGGAUAGAGAAUCACCCUAUGUGGUGAAUGGCACCUAUCUCAUUACCUUAUAUGCCGUUGACAAAGGCGAACCCCCAAUGACUGCUACAGCAACACUUACGCUCCAUGUGACAGACAAGAAUGACAAUUUGCCCCAGCUGCAAUCGAACACAAUCUCCAUGUGCCUGUCAGAUGAUGCCACUAUGACCAACAUCAGUGCCUACGACCUGGAUGAUGCCCCUUAUAGUGGACCCUUUCGAUUUGAGCUGGUUGGGGAAGAUAAAGACAAAUGGAGUCUUGACACCAACUAUGGGACCACGGUGAAUCUGAUUAAGAAGAGCACUGUCUACGCUGGAUUUUAUGAGCUGCAGCUCAAGGUCUAUGACCAGCAGGAGCGCUUCUCUGUGCAGAACAUCACGGUCGCCGCGUGCGACUGCUCCAUAAGUCAAGACUGCUCGGCCCGUGCGGCCGCUUCCAAAACCCAAAUCAACAGCAGUGCCAUUGGGAUUGUAUUCGCUGCCUUACUACUGCUACUGGGGAUUCUGCUUCUGGGCCUUCUUCUUACCUGUGGGAGAAAAAAGAUCGAGUUCCCAUUUUCCAAUGAUUCUGGGGGUAUGCUACUCGUAUCCAAUCUAGAAACACCUGGAACUGACUGCAAGAUUCCAGAGACACCUCAACUAGUCAAACAGGACCAGAGUAAAACAGCAACACAAGCAGCUCAAGGUUUACAUGGACAAAAUGGUACACUUAUUCAGUCAUCCAACCAACAGGCAGCCAUUAGCAAUCAACAGGUUGGAGCUCAACGGUACAAUUAUCGAGUGUAUGAAAGCAGCCAGGGACAAAGCUACCAUCAACACCACAGUAAUGCAGUGUACAAGUCUUUGCAGACGUCAACGCUGAGCGGACACCAUUCUGCAUCCUCCCGCGGUGGCGCUUUGUUCUUAAAAAAAGAAGCCCUCACCUCAUUGGUCUCUCAGAGACUGUCUUCAAUCCAAGCAUUUGAAGAGGAGCUGUGCGAUUAUGACCCCAAAGUGUACACUUGUGAAGAAGAUUCGGUGGUUAACCCAGAGCUGGACAGCAUCUCCGUUGACGAGGGCAGUUUUGUACCGGAUGACCUCCUGUACCUGGGACCAAGAUUUCAAACACUGGCCACAAUAUGCAGUCCCACACCAACACAGCCUUAGAUGGACAACAGCAGGUACGAGAUCAAUGACGUGUCCAUCGAAAGCAGACAUCUGCAUAGAGUGUGAGAUGCAGGACGUCUUUCCAAAUAAGACAAACAUUAGUCGAAACACUAGUAGAAAUUACCUUAAAAUAAUGAAAUGUUAAACUUUUUGGGAGAAUAGAGUAGUAUCAUUUCCAGGUCUCAAUGAACCUUUUGUAAUUAUGCUUAUACCUGUUAACUGGAUUCACCACUGAUAAGACAGCUUUUCUCUUUUUCCUUAUAUCACAAAAAAAAAAAAAUGUAUUUCCUGUUUGAGAAUAUAUGACUCGUUGAAAUGAACUAUAUAGCAAGGGAUGGUUGUCCAUACCAAUGUGCUCAUUAUCUCUUUAAGGUGACAGGUUUUUAUUAUGGCUUUCAUUUUUAGCUUUUUACCGCAUCCUAUACCAGGGUUGGCAGCUGAUUGGGUUAAUUAUUGCUGGUUUACCUACUUUUUCCUAAAAUAAUAUCAACUCAACACAUUCAGAUAUUUGAUGGCAAGAUAGACCAGUUUUUAUCCCCAGUAAUCAUAAUUGUGUUUGCUCGGUGACACGUGUCUUAUAAAAAGUUUGUCUGCAGGUUUUUGGCCAAUCUUUCAAAACAAGGAAAAUGAGAGCACCUUUAUCUGGGCUGUGAUGUGUGGCAGGUGUUUGGCUUCUUCGACAGACAGGUUAAAACUGUUCUUCUAAAGGCUUGUUAGGGAAUAGUAUGUCAUUGCUUGCAGCUUGUAGAUUGCUUUUGAACAUAGAGAAUAAUGUAUGCUUUUCAGAUUCAAUUUCUAUAUUUUAAACCAGUCAGAGCAGAGUAUUUUUAUUCAUUUAUUUGUGUUUUAUUGGAAGCCAGGACAGCAAUGGGAUGUGUGCUGCUCUGUAAAAAAAAACAUAAAAUAUUGAGCUACAGGAAACCGGGAAAAGUGCAAUUUCCUGAUUAAGGAAAGAUUAUUUGUUUACAGACAUAGUCACACAGAAACAUCUCCAGGGUAAAUUUAACACUAACAGAGUACAUAUAAAACCAACAGGGACUACGUGUAUAGUACUCUAGUGCUCUGUAAGAGUUGAUUUAACACUGAUCAUUUUACUGUGCACCACUGAGUGAAUGAGGUGAAAAUAAUUACAUACAAAACAGUUCCCAGUUUUACAUUUCUGUUCCUCAUUCUGUCAUACUGUAUUUGAAUUAAUGUUAUCAUUGCUAUCUUAAAAUUGCUUCAGUCUCACUGUUUCUCAUUGUUCUGCUGUAGCUGAGGUAGGAAAUUAAGACACAUAAACACCCAUGAUGUUUUUUUUGUGUGUUUUUCAGCAAUUGAAUAUCCCCUGAGCUUUCUAUGUAAAGUGAAUCUAACUUAUUAUGUUGCUCAAAUGCAUUUCUCAGGGUUCUAUGCAACUAACGUAUUGAGUUGAGAAAAUUUUUCUCAAUCUGUGAAAGACAAACAAGAUAUGAAUUUGAAUCUGUAAAUCAACACAUUAAAUUUUUACCUGACUUC